Molecule: messenger RNA, 873 nt
Organism: Phragmites australis (common reed)
Lineage: Eukaryota; Viridiplantae; Streptophyta; Magnoliopsida; Poales; Poaceae
Product: cyclin-dependent protein kinase inhibitor SMR1-like
Exons: 1
Coding region: 173-544 (123 amino acids)
Source: RefSeq, a predicted model, not a curated record
UUCCCCCGAAAAGCAGAACAUAUCCCCAAGCAAGAGCGGAGCAGCUAGGAAGAAGAAGCAAGCCAGUGUCCCAAGCAACUCCCCCUUCCCUUCCUCGUUUCCUCCAUUUCACACACCCCCAGCGCUCUCUCCUCUCAAGAAAGAACCACGCAGCCAAAGCAAUCGAUCCGUCAUGUCUGCGUCGCCGGAGUUCUACAAGCCUGCGCCGCCGGCGUUCUCGCCGCUCCUCCUGCACGGGGCAGGAGCAGGAGUUGGAGUAGCAGGAGCAGGAGUGGAAGAAGGCUCCACGAUCGCGUGGGACGAGGAGUACCGGUGCCGGACGCCGACGGGCGGGGAGAGCCAGGUGAAGGCGCUGGGGACGUGCCCGCCGGCGCCGCGGAAGCCGCGGGCGCCCGCGCCGUGCCGGAAGCGGCUGUUCGAGGUGGAGGUGUUCAGCCUGCGGCUGGAGGAGUUGGAGCGCCUCUUCUGGCGCCCGCACGCUACGCCGCCCGCCCACAAGAAGCGCCGGAGGGUGGCCUGCCCGGAGUCGAAGAAGAGCCAGUAGAGUAGCAGUGGUAGGUGCCAGCAAGCCAAGUGGUGCAGUUUAGGUGGUGCAUGGUAGGGUGUUAACUAGGAGUACUGCGUUUUUACUAUCUAUAGCUAGUUCUACAUACUUCUGCUGGUUUUCUAUCAGCUAGAUCGGUACCUAUAGUUCCUGGAUGCUGUUUGGUGUAUCAGUGUAUGUGUGAUAGUGUCAUGGACUCGUGGUGUAAUCAGCAGCUGUCUGAAUCUGCUUCCAUGCAGCCUGUGCAAUGAGAAGCUCACUUGUACUACUAGCAUCCCCCAUCGGAGUUGCAUGCAUGUAUUUUAAAUUUGUAAUCGCUGUUCUCUGCA